AUGGGCCUUAACCCACUUACUACUUCUAUCGCACCUUCAUACCAACAGAACGUACCUCUCUCCGCCGUCACGCUGUCCCCGAACGGCCAAUAUCCUCUUCAAACUCCAGUGAGCGCGAUUCAGCCGUAUAAUCCGCAAGAAUGGGUCGCCUCACCCAUGGCCGGACCCGAGCGAACCCACGUCUACAGCCUCGAUCAACAACCCAUGCUCGUCGAGCAGCCUCGGCCGGCGGCGCGAUCGAGACUCCAACUUCAGCACGGAACUGGGCCCAAUCCCAACCUAGAUGGGGGCCCGCCGCGCCGGGACAAUCCCCCACUUACCGUGGACACAUCCGGUAUCCACAGCGCAAACCAACACGAGGAAUCGUCGGCCUCCUGCUCAAGUUCUGCAGGAACCUUGUCCAGGACUCACGCGUCUGCGGACCAAUUCAUGCGGGAGACCGUAGACCGUUUCAAGUUGUUUGCCAUGCGAGAGGCCUCUGCCGAGACGGAUGCCGAGCGAGUUCGUCUCUUUGCCGACCUAAUAGUUAGCGAAUCCCGUAUACGCCGGCGGUUCCAACUCGGCGCCACCAUCGGCAACCCUUCCCGGGUCAUCACCGACGCCCGGUGGGACGCCUACGAAUGCCAACUGGGGGCCAACGGCUACAUGCCCUCAUUAUCCCCAAUUCUUAGCAUGAGCAAUGUGGAUGAGUCGGAUUCUAGAGCGUUUGGAGAGGUCAAAGAGGGAGUCCAGUAUAUGGGCGUGCCCAAGGAGGCCCGCGAGGCACUGCAAUGGGUCGAUAGCCCUAGGCGUACCGACGUACACCUCUCAGCCGACUCGGGCUCUCCAAGCGACUACCCACCGGAGAAGAUGGGCUUUGCUGACCAGGAAGUCUUGACUCCCAAAACUUCCGGCACUCCAUCCUCACCAUCACAACAACAUCACCCCGCGGUAAAUAACAACCACCCUGACCUUUCCGAUAUCCGUUCGGUGGUUCGGACGAUUAGUGAUCUAGAGGGGAUCAAGAACACCAAGGAGCGGUUCCACAAGGAAAGUGAGCGACGUCGACAAGACUUGAAGAAACAGGCUGCAGAGCGCAAGCAGGCGUUACGACUAAACCUACAAGAGGAAAUCAACUCAGGCAACAUGUCCUAUGCAGAUGCAGCCGCGAUCGACGCCGAAGCUACGGAAUCGGAAAAGGACCAGGUCAAAGAGAUGGAAAAGGUAGACUUUGAGCAAUUCCAAAAGCAAGUCGUUGCUCCAGUGAACGAGCUCUUGACUUCUGGGAUUGCUCGUUCGACUCAGCUGCUUAACGACCUCGCGAGCGGAUUGUUCCACGACGGCGAAAAUGCGGCGGACACGGCUCAGGAGGAAGGGGAUGAUAAGCCGGAGCUCCUUGAGAAGCUAACGCUGCUUAAAUGGAUAUUCGAAGCUCGUGAGGGGCUACACAAGGCGAUUUACGACCUGCUCAGCGAUCGCAACGACCGAUACAAGACGGUGAUUACGACGCCUUACCGCCUUUCGGGCAAUGAUGAGAAGCUUCGGUCCGCCGAGGCUUUUUCAGAGAAGACGCGACCAAGCGAGCUUGUCGGCCUUUGGGACAUUGCCCCUAAUAUCAGCCGACUCUUGGAACGCAUCCCGAGCAACCUUGCCGGGUUCCGCGUGCAGAUCCCGGCGGACGAAUACGAGGAGAACCCGUCAUACCGCGACCACCCUUUGCAAUAUCUGUUUAGUCUUGUCUUGCACGCCGAGAAGAGCACGUAUCAAUUCAUCGAGUCGCAAACGAACCUCCUCUGUCUCUUGCAUGAGGUGCGUGAGGCCGUCACCCACGCCAAGGUCAAAGUCAUUGAGGCUGAGGUGGAUGAAGACGGCAACCCGCUCCCGAACGGCGACCGGGAAUCCCGGGCAAGACAGACCAAAGAAGCGGCCAGCCAAAAGCUGACGGAAGAUCUAAAAGAAAAGGUCCGCGUCGUUCAGGAUCAGUGGACUGAGUCCCUAGGCGAAGCUAUCAAGCACGUCAAAGAGAGAGUCGGAGGCUGGCUUCUCGAGACCGGGGGAUGGGAUGAGCAGUUGGAAGAAGACGGUGUCGGUGUCGCAUAA
Messenger RNA from Parascedosporium putredinis, 2079 nucleotides. The record is from the annotation of a GenBank genome assembly. Lineage: Eukaryota; Fungi; Ascomycota; Sordariomycetes; Microascales; Microascaceae.